Molecule: messenger RNA, 1010 nt
Organism: Gallus gallus (chicken)
Lineage: Eukaryota; Metazoa; Chordata; Aves; Galliformes; Phasianidae
Product: PHD finger protein 7-like
Exons: 6
Coding region: 51-845 (264 amino acids)
Cellular component (GO): nucleus
Source: RefSeq, a predicted model, not a curated record
AGGCGCAGAGAGAGCAGGGACUCUCGCAGUGCUCGCUGUUAACGCACAUCAUGUCCGAUAGGAAGCGGAAGGCCUCCAGCUCGGAGGAGCCAGUGUGCGUGCUGUGUGGCCGGGCAGGUGGUGACCCGGACAUCUUUGGGCGCACUAUUGGCGACGGUUCCGUUUGUACCCAUGAGUUCUGCUUGACUUUUGCCCAUAUCGCUUUGGAAGAAAGACCCCCAGGAGAGGAAUCUGUGGCCUUUGACCAUGCUGUCCUCACACACAGAGUCAAGCAGGCAAACCAGAAGCAAUGCUGUGUUUGCGGCGAGAGGGGGGCUGCCAUCACAUGCGCAGAGAGCGGCUGUGAACGCAGCUUCCAUCUGCCCUGCGCUGCGGAUGGCGAGUGCAUCACCCAGUACUUCGGAGAGCACAGGUCCUUCUGCUGGGAGCACCGCCCUCGACAGGCAGCAGUGGCAGCUCCAGCAGAAGACACCUCCUGCGUCAUCUGCCAGGAGACCGUGGGGGACUGCCCGUCCUACCACACCCUGGUGUGCCCAGCGUGCACACACACCUGGUUCCACCGGGCCUGCAUCCAGCAACAUGCCUUGAAUGCUGGCACGGUGUGCUUCCGCUGCCCCGCUUGCAGAGACAGUACCGUCUUCUGCACGGAAAUGUCCACCAUGGGGAUCCAAAUCCCAGCCAGGUUGGUGUCCUUCUGCCAAACCGUCCAGAUGAGAAGGCGCGAGCGCUGGGCCUGCCUGCCCACGGACUGUUGCAGCAGGCCUGGCACUCGGCUGUCUCAUCAGCACGUGCCUCAGCUUCAUGGAGAAGCUAAAAAUGGGGGUGGGGUGGAUGAGAUGGGAUAACCUGUGAUCUGAUGCUGGGGACACUGGGGGCUCAUCACUUCCCCUCCCUUCUCUUGUAGAAGACCGCUAUGGGAAGACAAUCGCAUGUACACAUCACUGCUGGAGAGGCACAGGCGCUGCGACGCCAGGAAGUGCCUUUACCCCCGAGGCAGACGGCAGGCAGAU